Molecule: messenger RNA, 2238 nt
Organism: Acanthosepion pharaonis
Lineage: Eukaryota; Metazoa; Mollusca; Cephalopoda; Sepiida; Sepiidae
Source: the annotation of a GenBank genome assembly
AUGGCAUGUCCCGUCACAAUGCGGAUGCAGCUCUGUCUUCCAAGGGGUCUUUCAUUCCGUACACAGAGCCAACAAAAGAAUCCACACUUCCAUUCCUUUAUUAUUACCAAAGAGGACGGUUCACGCACAUAUGGUGCUGCAUAUGUAUUUUACGAGGAAGUCCAAAAUGACCAGAUUUGUGCGGCUAUGCAAACUCUGCAAGCCAUGCAUCAUGCUGAAUUGAGCAAUGCACAGUCGCGCACUUUAUACCCAGAAUUGGAAUCCUCUCUUGAACAGAGCCCCAUGACACACCGCAAGGCCAGGCCACGCCCACACACCAUCUAUGACAUCAACAAUGACAAGCUCUAUGUAACAAAAUGUGUGGCAUUGAUUUCUCAGUUACCAUUUGUCUAUUCUGCCCAACAGUACUUGAAACAGCUCCAUGAAGCUGUUACGACAGAAUCACAAAAACAACUACCUCUUGAAUGCUAUGUCUAUAAUAUUCUCUAUGAAGUUCCUUUAACGCCACCUGGUCGAAGCAUGAAAUUUUAUGGUGUGACGCAGCCAAUUUUCUGUCAAAGACCAGGUGUGAAUGAGUUGCCUCUGUUUGAUUUCUCCCUCUGGAAACUAUUCCAACUAAUGGACAUCCGCAACAUCCUCAUGGUAUUCCGCAGUAUAUUGUUAGAACAUCAAGUCCUCUUUUACUCUUCAGUAAUUUUAACAUUGCUUGCUUUUCAAUUUGAAUUGGAUUCUUUCUUUCUUUUUUAUCUAUUUUCUUCCUUUCAUCUGUUCCUUCUUUCCUUAAUCUUUUCCUUCCUUUCUUUCAUCCUUUUCUUUCUUCUUUCUCUCUAUUUUUCUUUCUUCUUUCUCUCUAUUUUUCUUUCUUCUUUCUCUCUAUUUUUCUUUCUUCUUUCUCUCUAUUUUUCUUUCUUCUUUUCUCUAUUUUUCUUUCUUCUUUCUCUCUAUUUUUCUUUCUUCUUUCUCUCUAUUUUUCUUUUCUUCUUUCUCUCUAUUUUUCUUUCUUCUUUCUCUCUAUUUUUCUUUCUUCUUUCUCUCUAUUUUUCUUUCUUCUUUCUCUCUAUUUUUCUUUCUUCUUUCUCUCUAUUUUUCUUUCUUCUUUCUCUCUAUUUUUCUUUCUUCUUUCUCUCUAUUUUUCUUUCUUCUUUCUCUCUUUCUUUUUCCUUUGUUUUCUUUUAUUUGUAUUCUCAAAUGUUUCAGAAUUUUUUUUUGUAUCAUUACCAGAAACUGAUGCUAGUGGCUGAGGCUUUAACAAUUGUGAUCUUCCCAUUUACGUGGCAGCAUGUCUAUGUGCCCAUCCUUCCGGCAUCUUUAUCUCACUUCUUGGAUGCACCAGUGCCCUUUAUUAUGGGCCUUUAUCAUGGACAAGAAGAUAGGUCAGAGUUGCAGCUUCCUAGUGAGGCCAGCAUGUGUUUUGUGGAUAUUGAUGACACAACUGUUGAAAUUCCUGAGGAUUUACCGAUGUUUCCACACCAAAAAGACCUAAUGUUGGAAUUAUCAGCUCUCCUCUCACGAUAUCGCAGUGAGUUCAACAAGGAUAAUUAUACUAGCCAGAGUCUUGACAGGCGACUUGUAUACAGCCAACGUAAAGGUGGCAUUCGUAAACCAGGCUCUUCAUCUCUGCUCACAGACUCUCGCAGCUGGAACUCUUCCCCAGAAAAGAAACGUGAAAUCUUGCAGAACAACGAAACAUGGACACGGAUAUCUGCCCUGGCCAAAAAGACAGGUGUGUGGGAUACAAUAGAGGACAUUUCAUCAGACAACAAUUGCAACAAAGAAGCUAUGUGUCAGACACUUUCGAAAGAUGUUUCCACCAUGCCUACGGCCGAGCUGAUAGAACAUAAAUUCAACAAUGCUGUACGUGAGAUUUUCUUGAAUCGAUUUGUGCAUAUGUUCUGCUCGUAUGAGUCAUUUGUCAUUCAGCCAAUGCAAAACAUGGAGCAAUGGCUCAGCAAUCGAGAAAUGAUGCAGAACUUUGACAAGGCAGCAUUUCUCAGUGACCAGCCUGAAGCUUAUCUACCAUUUCUCUCCCCAUUCAUUGAGACACAGAUGUUCACGACCCUCAUUGAUAAUAAAAUCCUCUCCCAGUGGGAAAGCUCGGACCCUUUCUUGAAAGUGUUUGAUGAACGAGUUAAACAGUUCAAAGAAAAAUCCGGGGAGGCUCACACGCCUACGUACCACACAUGUGAUACUAUACAAGAUGCAGGUAAGAGAAAUGAAUGCUUCUUUGAUAACAUGUAA